Stegastes partitus (bicolor damselfish) is the source of this 2774-nucleotide messenger RNA. RefSeq names its product adenylate cyclase type 5-like. The transcript has 7 exons. Gene Ontology annotation, cellular component: plasma membrane. Lineage: Eukaryota; Metazoa; Chordata; Actinopteri; Pomacentridae. Gene Ontology annotation, molecular function: adenylate cyclase activity. Gene Ontology annotation, biological process: intracellular signal transduction; adenylate cyclase-activating G protein-coupled receptor signaling pathway; cyclic nucleotide biosynthetic process. The record is from RefSeq and is a predicted model, not a curated record. Bases 999 to 2774 code for a protein of 591 amino acids.
CCACGCUCCAAACAGACACCGAGCGGAUCGUCCGUGGUUGCCACGGAAGCGCACUUUUGCACCGGGUAGGCGCUUCACGAAAUGCCGCCGCCGCUUCUGUGCGUAUCCGCUGCGGAGGAGGCUGCAAAUCAAAUCAGGAGUCGCUCUCUGGGGGUUUGAGCAGUGAUGGACAGCUGUUGGACAUCGAUUGAGGGGUGAACUGAACAUGCGGUAAGGCAGGCUCACACCAUGGACCGAGAAGCUGUGUUUUGUGGCUGCCUGAAGCGGAGGAGGAGGUGGUGGAGGAGGAGCGGCUGACUUCUCCUCUCUUGCUCCGAUCAGCACAAGUGUGACAAGGAUUCGUGAUGAUGCUUUUUGGCCAAAAACGUGAGACUCCCGCUGCCGUCCAGCCUGAAAUGUGUGGCCGAGACAGGUGCAUGAAGACUUGAGCGCUGCCAACAUGGAAUUCCAUUUUUUUAUUUAUUUAUUUUUUGUAUUUCGAUCCACCUCCGUCUUUUCUGUCCUCAAGAAAUACAGGAAACAUGUCCGCAGAUGUAUAACGGGUUCGUAAUUGAUGGUGCUGCGCUAUGAUCUCUGGGGACUAUCUGAGUUGUGUAAUGGUUUUUAUUCCAUCUACAACAAUCUCUCCACGGAUGAUAGUUAAUUGGGCCCAAUGAUGUAGAGCCAAAUCCACCUGGAUCUCAUGUUCCCUCCUCUCGUGGCGAAUCUUGCUCCCCUGUGACUUUGCGCAUGUUCAAUUGUUUUUAUCCCCAGAGCUUCUCUCCUGGUUGCUGCUUUGGAUGAUUCCAUUCUGAAUGUUUUUAGAAUUUGCCUCAAAGUGGGGGAUUUAACUGUACUGGCUUCACAUGCACAAAACAUGAGGAAUUGUGUUUCUAAAAGACACUUAAUGCGCCUUAUCCGUGGGAUUAAAUAGUUCCCUGAUAUUGUUUCUCAGUGGAACAAAACUUUUCCUAUAGAGUUUAUUUCCUCAGGCGCAGUCCUGUGCUUCUGCUCUCCACAUGUCCAGAUCAAACAGUGUCAGCCCACCCGGAGUCGGUGCGCCCGGGCUGAGGGGAGGGACCGAACACAGAUCAGCUUGGGGAGAGUCUGAGUCUGUGGCCAACGGGUGCCCAUACUCGGCCAGAUCCCCGCGCAAGAAGCUCACCCGGACCAACAGCCGGUGGAGGGAGGAGGAUGAUCUGGAGCACCGGCCGAGCGGGCGAGCCUCCACCGCGGUCAGCAGGGUCAGCUUCAGGUCCAGGUCGGCUUGGCAGGACCAUGGCGAGGAGAGCCGAGACAACAACCGCGCGUCCAGCAAGCGUCCCGACGGCGAGGUGAGACCCAAGUCCGUGGAGCUGGGUCUGGAAGAGCGCAGAGCCAAGCCGAGGACCGACGAGGAGGAGGUCAUGCCCGAAGUUAACUUUUCUCUGGUGGCGUGCUGCACCAGCGUCAUGCACAUUUUUAAAUCCAAGAAAUUCCAGUCGGAGAAGUUGGAGCGGCUCUACCAGCGCUACUUUUUCCGUCUCAACCAGAGCAGCUUGACUAUGCUCAUGGCAGUGCUCGUGCUGGUCUUCACGGUCAUGCUGGGCUUUCACUGCUCCGGUGGGACCGCGGGGCCGAGCGUCACGUACGUAGUGGUGUUUUCCGUGGCCAUCUUCCUCACGCUUGUACUCAUGGUAGUGUGCAACAGGAACGGCUUCCACCAGGACCACAUGUGGGUCGUGUGCUACGUGGUCAUCCUGGUGGUACUGGUGAUCCAGGUGAUAGGAGUGCUGCUCGUUCAGCCCAGAAGUGCCUCGGAGGGGAUCUGGUGGACCGUGUUCUUCAUCCAUGUCAUCUACACUCUGCUGCCCGUCAGGAUGCGCGCCGCGGUCAUCACUGGAGUUAUACUUUCUGCCAUCCAUGUGGCCAUUUCUUGGAUGUUAAACGGAGUGGACAGCUUUCUGUGGAAACAGAUAGUGUCCAACGUGCUGAUCUUCUCCUGCACCAACAUUGUGGGCGUUUGCACCCAUUACCCUGCUGAGGGCUCCCAGAGGCAGGCCUUCCAGGAGACCAGAGAGUGCAUCCAGGCUCGCCUGCACUCGCAGAGGGAAAACCAGCAGCAGGAGCGUCUCCUGCUCUCAGUACUUCCCCGCCACGUUGCCAUGGAGAUGAAGGCCGACAUAAACGCCAAGCAGGAAGACAUGAUGUUUCACAAGAUCUACAUCCAGAAGCACGACAACGUCAGCAUCCUUUUUGCAGACAUCGAGGGUUUCACCAGUCUGGCGUCCCAGUGCACAGCGCAGGAGUUGGUGAUGACUCUCAAUGAACUUUUCGCCCGCUUUGACAAGCUGGCAGCGGAGAAUCACUGUCUGCGGAUCAAGAUCCUGGGCGACUGCUACUACUGCGUGUCGGGGCUGCCGGAGGCGAGGGCCGACCACGCCCACUGCUGUGUGGAGAUGGGGCUGGACAUGAUAGAGGCCAUCUCGCUGGUACGGGAAGUGACGGGGGUGAACGUGAACAUGCGAGUGGGCAUCCACAGCGGCAGAGUUCACUGUGGGGUGCUGGGACUCAGGAAGUGGCAGUUUGACGUCUGGUCCAACGAUGUCACUCUAGCAAAUCAGAUGGAAGCUGGAGGCAAAGCUGGGCGUAUCCACAUCACUAAAGCUACUCUGAAUUAUCUGAACGGCGACUACGAUGUGGAACCAGGAGCAGGAGGAGAGAGAAACGCCUACCUGAAGAAGAACAGCAUAGAAACCUACCUCAUUGUUGGCUGCAGUCAGAAAAGGGUAACAGAGGAAAAGAUGCACUACUAG